Egretta garzetta (little egret) is the source of this 6944-nucleotide messenger RNA. It is a transcript of the gene TRMT2A, whose product is annotated as tRNA methyltransferase 2 homolog A. The record is from RefSeq and is a predicted model, not a curated record. Gene Ontology annotation, biological process: RNA processing. Gene Ontology annotation, molecular function: RNA methyltransferase activity; RNA binding. NCBI's taxonomy places the organism in Eukaryota, Metazoa, Chordata, Aves, Pelecaniformes, Ardeidae.
AUUAAGGGAGACUUAUUUACCUCCGAGAUCUAUAAAGUAGAAAUACAAAACCUUCCCAAAUACAUCGGGUUUAAUGAUGUGAAAAAGUUCCUUGCUAAAUACGGACUCAAUCCUCAUAAGAUAAAACUUUUUGGGAAGCAGACGUUCGCAUUCAUAACAUUUAAGAGUGAGGAGGAGAGGGACAAGGCCAUGAAAGUCCUGCAUGGGGUUUUGUGGAAGAGCCGGCACCUGAGCGUUAGGCUUGCCAAGCCAAAAGCUGACCCCAUUGCAAAAAAAAGGAAGAAAGAAGAGGAGACGGAGCAGGGAGAGGCGAAGCGUCCGGCUCCAUCCAACGCCAGUGGAGAGGAGCCUCUGAGCAAGCAAAUUGCAGAUGUUGUGACCCCUCUGUGGAACGUGCCCUACGAAGAGCAGCUGGCAAAAAAGAAGCAUGAAUGUGAACAAGUGCUGCAGAAGCUGACAAAGGAAAUAGGAAAUAACAACAGAGCUUUAUUACCGUGGUUGUUCCUGCAGAAGCAGAAGUAUAAUAAAUUAUGUUGCCCAGUAGAGGGAGUGAAAGCAUCACCAUUACAGACCGAAUAUCGCAACAAAUGUGAGUUCUUGAUUGGGAUUGGUGUAAAUCAAGAAGACAAAACUGUGGGUUGUCGUCUUGGCAAAUAAAAAGUAGUAAAAGCUUUCCAAGACUACAUAAGGUCAACUCCUUACUCAGUUUACAGCCCAGAAACCUAUGAAGGUCACUGGAAACAGCUCACAGUCCGUACCAGCAGGAGUGGCCACAUUAUGGCAAUUGUUUAUUUUAAUCCUCAGAAAUUAAGUAAAGAAGAGCUAGCUGACCUGAAAAUCUCUCUGGCAAAAUACUUCACAGAAGGGAUGGGAAAGAGCAGUGGUGUUACUUCUCUGUACUUCGUGGAGGAAGGACAAAGGAAAUCUCCCAAUCUAGAAGACUUGCCUUUGGAGCACGUGGCUGGUGAUAAGUACAUAUAUGAAGAACUCCUUGGCCUAAAAUUUAGAAUUUCUCCUCAUGCAUUUUUUCAAGUAAACACGCAAGCUGCAGAAGUUCUGUAUACCGCCAUUAGGGAGUGGGCACAACUGAGCCAAGAGAGCACUGUACUUGACAUUUGCUGUGGUACUGGAACUAUUGGGAUUUCUCUGGCAAAGAAAGUAAAGAAAGUGAUUGGAAUUGAGCUCUGCCAAGAAGCUGUGCAGGAUGCCAAAGUGAACGCCCAGAUUAAUGAACUGAAUAAUAUUGAAUUUCACUGCGGGAAGGCUGAAGAUGUUGUUCCUUCCCUAAUUAACGUAUUAGCUCCUCAGAACCUGAUCACUAUUGUAGAUCCACCACGAGCAGGGCUGCAUUCCAAGGUGAUUCUUGCCAUUAGGAGAGCUGAGCAUCUGAAGAAGCUUAUCUAUGUAUCCUGCAAUCCCAGAGCCGCAAUGAACAACUUUGUGGAUCUUUGCCGGGCCCCUUCCAACAGAGUGAAAGGAGCCUCCUUCCGUCCCGUUAAAGCAAUGGCUGUGGAUCUCUUCCCUCAGACCAGGCACUGCGAGUUACUGAUCUUCUUUGAAAGGGUCGACUACGCAAACGGCAGCUCUGCUGAAGCAACGCCUGAUGCUACUCAAGUCACAGCAGCAGGAUACAACUCUGAGACCUUGGAUGGUACCAGCCCAUCUGCCAUUGAUGUGAGCCCGGCAACUUCGGCAGCUGCAGGCGCUGCACCUGAAGAGAGGGAAUCAACUUGAGUUAACUCCCGAGAGACCCUGUCCAGAAACUACUUUUGCUUGCAAACUGCUUCAGUAACUUUGUUUCUGCAACAUCUAGGUAAUAAGUCUUUGUACAGCAGAGUAGUUGCAAAGCUUCCGAGUUACUUCAUCAUGCUCCUUUGAGUUAAAUUUCAUUAUGUACUAUUAGGCCAAAUCCUGCUUUUCUUCUCCUGCCCUCAGGGGAAAAUGUAGGUGAGUGAAGUGCCACACGUGGCGGUCUCACUCUUUAAACAGCUUUAAAUAAAGUAUUCCACAACGACAUUCAGAUACAACUGUUUGAAACCUGGGCUGUUUAUAACACCGCGCGGUCACUCCCAGGACGGCUGCUACCUGCUGACACCAGGCGGGCAGCGAGGAGGGCCCUGCAGGCUGACUGACGGCUGUACCCAAUUCGGGUCACCUUGUUACAGGGACUGGUAACACUCAGCACCUUUUUCAGCUCUGCUAGCCUGUGGGAACAGUGCCGUGUCUUUUCAAUGGGCCAGUGAAGAUCCAGCAAUCUUAAGCCUCCAGUAAAUUGCUCCCACGCCAAAUCUUCACUAGAAAGCAACAAGCUCAUGUUCUAAUAAAAAUGCUACAGUUUCCACAGUUUUAUCCUGAGACUGUGGUGUCACUGACAAUACAGUAAAGGCUUUCUGAGAUAGUUUCCUACAAUGUAUGAGUAAAGCUGAGAUGACGUCGCUCCAGGCAUACCCUCACCAGUGAAAACUUACAGCCAGAAAUUAACUGUACAGACACCAGUCGGGGCCGUCCCUCUUGGCAGGAGGAAGUAAGAGAUUUUUCAUUUUUGAUAGAGAGGCUCAUUUUCAUCUCUGACUGUUCCUAAGUCUGCUCAGCAGCUACCUUCAGUCAAGUACCUCCUACAUCACACUGAUGUCUAGAAGUUCUGUGGCCCCACUUUUUGAGCCUGUAGUAGCUUCAGAAAGGCUGACCUCAGCCUCAUGGAAAGUGUAUUAAUGGAAGAGCGAUGUCACAUGCAGUGAUUACUGAAGAACGAGAAAAGCAAUAGGACUACUACCUCAGCUUCUUCAGUGUUUGAGGCUACAACUGAAGUACUUUUGGACGCAGCGGUUAUUUCUACCAAACCACUGCCCUAGACUCAAGAGGAUCGUACCUCAGGUAGCUUCCCAGCUGCUUACCUGGAGCCCUGUGCAGCAAGUGGAAGCAGCAGUUGUGUUCCAUGCAAGCUGCAGCACAGAGAGCGGACGCUGCCUGACUGUGAGGCCCCGCACCUGAAGCUGCGUGUCCCAGGUACGUGACUGGGUGCACAGAGAAACCUGGCUGAGAUGCCGGCCUUGGCACAAGUUGCUCUCUGCUCAGGAUUGGUACUUGUGCACAGAGGCUCAGCACCUGGCGUACAUUUAACGGAUUGCAGUCCAUGCUACAGAACAGCCAAUACUACUGUGAGAAGGAAUAAUUGCUUUAAAUCUCAAGUUAUUGGCCAUGCUUCUCAUGUACAUUGAAUACGGAUGAACAACAACAAAAAAAAUCUAUUAUUACAGCACAGACUUGCUGGUACCCCUUUCCUUUCCAGUUAGGUCAGCGUGUGACAACAGGUUGUGUCAUUUUCAACUGCGACAUCAUUUAAGUAAAAACACAAAUUCCAAUUCAAGAAGUCGUCUGAAUUCAGUUUCAUUCCAAGUGAUGCCUAACCACGUAAACAUUCAGUUCUGUACCAAAAAAAGUGGUAAGUACUUCCAUAACCAAUGAGCCUGUACUGAUUUAAUUUCUAUGUAAAAACACCUACAGGAAUCAAGGAAUAAAAGUUCCUUUUUCUCAAUGCGCUUAAGCUAUCGUAAUACUGAUCACACUGGAGCAUUUUAUAAUAUCAAACUUUAUUGCUCAAAACUAAUUGUCUGAAAAAUACACAUGUAGUACUCAAAGACCAAACACAUAGGAUUAUAUGAUUGUGCAGAAAAAAAAGCAAGCAGAGGCUCAGUGAAAAUGAGGCUUUAUAGUUGUACCCAUGUAGCACUGGCAUCAAGCAACUGCACCCGACACAAUCCGUACAGCAACCGCUGUCACCUACUUGGGCAGUACAAAUGAAUCCCGUUUUUUUUUUUGUUGUUGUUUUUUGUUUUUUUUUUUCCUCACUUUCCUCUCUCAGCUACCCAUCGGAAUACUGCAACCGAUCAUUUCAUUUGGUUAACAACAGCAUGGCUUCUUGCACUUCGCAUUCCUUCCCACGGAAGGGUAGGAGGCUAUCGCUUCCUGAAUUUUACUCCAGAGCCAAAGUACAGUCUACAGAAUUAGUAAGAGAAUCAUGAUGCUUUUAAAUACUUGGAUGUUACAAAUGGAUUUGUAUAAAGCCUAUCAGCAUCACAGGAAAGUGGAAGUUUACAUACAACAGUUAAGUUUAUGCAUCAUAUUCUUUCCAAACUUCUGAGUACCCAACUACUUCAUCAGUUUCGUUUAAUAAAUACGUAAGGAAAAGCUGGAUGACUGGUGUUUAAAUAGGUAGCAUCUGACUAUUCACUGGAAGUCACAGUAAGUUUUCCAUCAGUACCAUGAAGAUUUGAAUGCACACUAAUUUAAUCCUUAAGGUCAAUAUACCACACUUUUGUCAAGAAGCACAUCAUAUGCAAAGCAAAAACUGUCUAAUUCCCAAAGGGCGGAACAGUUCUUAAAAAUACACUCCAUCCCUAUAAAAAUACCCAUCCUCCUCCGGAUACAGAAGGGAUAAAUAACAAGUAUCAGUGACAAAAGCAGCAGUUGUUUUAUGCAUUCAUACAGUCAAGAUCUAAACCUUUACAGCCGAUCACCUAGAAAACACACAAGAGUUACACGACAAGUUUAGGAUACAUCUUGAAUCACACUGUAAGUGUUCAUGCAGAAGCUGACGUUAAUGCAAUGAUCUAUCCUCUAUCACAGCAGCUCGUGCUCAUGUGCAAAUGCAAGACUUACACUCCAAACAAUAGUAAACAUUAAAACACAAGAAUACUUCACAAUGACAUAAACAGCAGUUCAGUUGUUUGUUCCAGCAGUUAUUGCGCUAUUUUUCUGGACAUCUCCCCAGUUAAAGGCUGCAGCAAGGUCUAAUACCAUCUUUUUUGUUUGUUUUUGUUUAGAAUGCAUAAUAGACGUUCUAGGCUUUGGUUCUCAAUGAAAUCUCUGAAUGUUUUAAUUAAGGGCAAUGGUCACCUUAUGAUUCUGAUAGUGGCAGACUGAGGUAAUACAGCAAUCCUCUUAAAAAUAAUGGAAACAAAUUUGUAAGCGAGGCAUCUACGGAUAUUCUGCAGGCGACCUGCAAACGCGUUGACAUUCUGAUUUCAGAAAAAUAAAAAGAUCUGCACGGGUGAUUUGUCCUUUACAGUGCCAUCCAAGUACAGAUUUUUCUGCUGAAAACACAUAAGCUGAAGUAAAACCUACCUAAAAGAGUAAUACAUUUAGGCAUAGAAGAUACAAGCCCUGUCUUUAUGAAAACAAAACAAAAAAACCCCAAAAAACCAACAAAAAGAGAGACAAACAGUCAUCACUGCUUGUCACUACUGCACCAGUAUUAUAUACCCUUCAAAAGAUGGAGGUUUAUUAAAGCUAUACAAAAAAAAGCAGAGGCAGUGUUUUUUGUUUUUGUUGCUUAGAUAGGCCACUUCUUUAAAUAACAGUUUCUGUAUAGUCUUCCAACUACCCGUAUCCUGUUAGAACAGGAUUACAACUCCUGGAACUGAAAAGCUAACACAAUAAUAAAAAAGGGAGAAUUCCUAUUUGCAGAGACCUCUGAGCAUAUCACUCGAACGCGGAAACAGGCAAGACUCCAAGACUCCUCCUGUUUAACCUCAAACAUUAUAUGCAACAUGUUAGAGAACAUUGGUUUGCGAUAUAAAUUAAAAUCCACAUAUUUCCAAAAUAACAGGUGAUACUAAAAGGAGGUCUUACAAUACUGAUGCCAAUAUUGUUAAAAUCCAGUAGGCACUAAAUUCAUUAUACUGCAGCACUCUAUAUGGAACACGGUAAAAAAACCCAACCCAAACCCCAAAAACGAAACCAAAACCACGCCCUCGAGCCCCCCAGUCCCUGUCCAGGUAAGCGCCAGGAGCUGCAGCAACGGCAAAGACCCGACCCCUUUCACGCCGACGGGAGGAUGAGUGUGAAAUACAGCAGCACAGCUCUGGGGGACACCACUGAAGCCCCACCGCCGCCUUGGUUUUCACUCUCUCCUUUAAGAACAAGCCAAAGAACCCACCAAGACUGUUCCAAGAGAAGACUUACUGCCAUCACCCAGUGAAGAACCCCAGACGAAGAACGAAACCCACCACGCAGUGCUUUCACCACACCCAACACGACUUCUGUGCUUAAUUUAAGAAAGCCUCAGAUGGCAUCACGAGUACUGCCCGUUUCCUAAGAUUGUAUUUUAUAAUAGUUGCAUAUUUGUGAUUUUCUUGCUGAUCAGUAUAACCUGUUAUGGUCUCAUUCUACUCAUUCUGUCAUAUUCCAAAUCUACAUUCUAAUUUUCAUUGCAGAAGUUACACUUUUUCUUUAAAAACUAAAAAUGUAAUUAAAAAAGUAAAAACAAAGCUUCUUAAAAAACCUAAAUUGCUGCAGUUAUUUCAGGGUUGUGUUGGUUUUGGUUGGUUUUUUUAAAAAAAAAUCUUUGCUUUUAUGGUGCAAAUUAAUUAAGACUUAAUUGAUCAAGUCAGAGAUAUUCUGACUCUAAACAAAUGAGAAAUUGUUUUAUUGCUGGGAGAUGGGAGUGGAAGGUCUUUAAACACCUCAUUGGCAAAAUAUUUUCAGACUGUUAACCAUCAUCAGCUGUGUUUUGGCUCCAAGCUUUGAAAACAGCCUUUCAAAUGACAGUUUUCAUUGUAAUCAAAUAAAUAGGGCUGCAUUUCCCCCUUUCAACUGAUCUGUAAACUACCAUAGGCUCUUUUCAAUUAAAACAAACCCCAGUAAUUUUGGAUAUCCCACCUGUUGCUCUUAACACUACCAGGUAUACUUGUUCUUUUCAAGUAAUAAAAAAAUCUGCAUACUGUGAUCUUGAAUAACUAAGCCUGGCAGGAGACAAAAAACAAAACAGAACAAAAGAAACAGCAUUACUGGCCUAAUCCUAUGGCAUUAGGAACAUUGCUCAUCACGUUCACGUAUUUGUCACCAAAGUGUCUUAUCAGUGCAUAUUAUUAUGUGCUGAAAUGCAACAAAACUUUUCACAAAAAUAGUUUUAGGCAUGUUCAUACAAGAAGAUGUACAUAUAU